AAGUUUCAACACCAAGUAUAAGAACAAAGAUGACAAAAACAUCUUGCAAACAAGUCGUCAGUACAUUACGGUUUAGUAAUACCUGGAAUAUGCUGAAUGUUAAUUUUUAUUUGACUAUUUGACAUAAUCCACAGAUGUGUUAUCAGUCCUCUUCAAAGUAGGGAUGUGGAGACUUUAACAUGCUGACACGGAGAGCCAGAGAACAGGUGAGAUGAGUCUCUUCAGAACCAUUUGGAAGACUACCGUCAUAUUUCUCUUAUACAGAUGUACAUUCCAGGUUCCAGCCAACCCCUUAGGUCCGAGAAUGGGUAUCAUCUGUCAGGGGUCUGUGACUGUAGAACCUGGGCCACUCUUUCGCAUGGGUUCCAACCUUACAGUGUACUGCACAACCACAAAGCCCAACUGUGGCCAGAGUUUAUCUGUGGAACUGAAUGGGCAGGACCAGACGGCACUAGAGAUCUUGAACUGUUCCACUGUCCGGCUGAGACUGACUAACCUCCGCACACCAAACUCCAUUCUGGUCUGUAGGCUGCGACAAACAGACGGACGCAUACAGACUGUUUGUGGGCUAGACCUUCACACUGGAUACUCUCCUGAUGAGCCCAGUGGUAUAGCCUGCCAGGCUUCCAGGGACUCAGAGGAGAUCACCUGUAGCUGGAGCAGAGGACGGGAAACACACCUGGUCACAACCUACAAUGUCUCAGUCAGGAGUGUGAACAGAGCCCAGGUGUUUAACCGUGGGAUCCAGGGUACUGGUGUGUUCAGUAUUCCACGGUUGGAGCUGGAUGAGAAUGAACAGUUCCAGCUGAGUAUAAGAGCUCACAACCACCUGGGAACAUCACUGUCCCAACCCUUCAACUUCUCUGUCAAUGAUUGAUACCAGACCCCCCUCAGAUCAUGAAGCUGGAGUUUUGGAGUGGCUCCAGGGAGGCUGUAUUGCACUGGAACUGCUCUGAAUACCCCAAACCUUUAAGACCCC
Molecule: messenger RNA, 979 nt
Organism: Oncorhynchus tshawytscha (Chinook salmon)
Lineage: Eukaryota; Metazoa; Chordata; Actinopteri; Salmoniformes; Salmonidae
Product: interleukin-23 receptor-like
Exons: 7
Coding region: 212-877 (221 amino acids)
Molecular function (GO): protein binding
Source: RefSeq, a predicted model, not a curated record